CGAAUAGACCAGAGGUCGGAAAAUGACAGAGUUGGAGAACGACAACAACCCUGUUGUUGAUAACAAUGUAUCGCUCAUCGAAUUUGAUGGUAACGCCCACUUUUCUAAGAUAAAAUUUCAUCUCUUUACUUUUGUAGUCCGAUCUGAAGAAAAAAAAGAGCAAUACAAAUUAUAAAAUUGUCUAAAUAACAAAUUGCAGAUCAAGCAAAUGAACCUGAAUUUGGGGGUGAAGAUGAUUUCUUUUUCUGUAGGAAGUGUAAUAAAAUAUUCAAAAACUUGCCUCAGUAUUUGGAGCAUAAAGUCAAAGAUGAAAACUUCAGAAUUGCACAAAUACGCUCCAAGGCAGAUAAAAGAAUGGUUUUGCCUCGACUUGUACAAAAAGGCAAAAGAAAAACCAAAAAACAAAAAAAUGAAGAUCAUACAGAAACCUCAGCCAACAUAGAACCUUCAGAAUCGUUGCCAGAAGUUUUUGUUAAACAAGAACAACAGCCACAAGAUAGUACAGACAUUCUUCCAAUGGCAGCUGAACCAAAGCCAUUAAAUAAUCAAUGCUUGCCAAAGAAAAGAGGGAGAAAGAAAAAAUCAACAGUAGCUGAAAUUCAAGUUGUGCCUGAAGAAAAUAGUUAUAUUUGCAAGCUUUGUGACAAGAAAUUCAGAAGAGAGGCGACUCUUCGAUGGCAUAUGACAUACGAUCAUAAAAACAAAGAUAAAGCUGAUGAAUCAGAAAAUUCUGAAGAUGAGUUGAUAAUUGGAGAAUCAGAUGCUAAAGAUGAAGACUUCAAAGUUGAGGGAAAAGAUGAAGAAAAAGAUGACGACAUUGAACCUAAAAAAGAGAUCCAUGUUAUUAUUGAGCAGUCACUAGGAGAGGUCCACCAGGACCAAGAAAAAGCCCAGGACUCUGAGAAAACAGGUUACGAAGCAGAAGCCAAGCAGAAGAAAUUGAAAGAUAGGAAAAAUGAAACUACAGAGCGACCAUUUUCUUGUGAAGUUUGUGGCCAGAGCUUUAAAGAGCUGACAGUUUUAAAAGUGCAUGCAUUGGUACAUUCAGAUGAAAGGAAAUUUGUUUGUAGCUUUGAAAACUGCCCAUAUGCUUUCAAAACAAAAGGUGGAUUGGUACGUCACACUAGAAGACAUACAGGAGAACGUCCUUUUGCAUGUGAGCGAUGUGGAAGGUCGUUUACAGAAUCAGGGGCCCUGACACGUCACUUGAAGGCUCGCCGCAACUGUUCACAAACUCCAACAUCAGCCUACCCAAGAUACAUGAAAAACUGGACGUACCACCCUAACAUCCCAGCUGUUGUGGACCCCAAUCAGCGGUCAGUACGCGCAAAUGGGACCAAGAAUUUUGUCAUGGAUUUUGAGAACCAAAAAGAGGACAUCCAUUACAUAGUGACUGAGGAAGGAGGAGAGGGUGUUGUCACGGCAACCAUCAGCUCACCCCAUGUGGAGGGGGGCAUUAAACAAAUUGUUAUAACCCAAGGUCACUUGGCUGGCCAGGAGCCACCAGCACUUGAGAAAGUGGUCAAUCAGGUUUGGGAUGCUGGUGCUGUUGUAGAUGAUGUAAACACAUUAGCAGGAAAUGAAGUGGUUAGCACCAGCGGAGUCACUGCGGAUGUUGCCAGUGUUGAUGCUGUUGAAACAGCAGGGGAAGCAACUAUUGCAGUGUCCCUGCCUGGUGCUGGACCCAAGGGAAAACAGCUGGAAGCUGCCAUUGGGGAAAGUUUGAAACACAGCACAGCUAUAGACUCGGAUCUCAUGGACAUUGUGGAGGUGGAACUUUUGAAAGAGUCUCAGUGCCAUGUGUGUAAAAAAGAUUUGAAAACUGUGAAAAGUUUAGAAAUUCACUUGAGAAGUCACUUGGCUGAUCAGCCUUCAAGAUGUGGACUUUGUCACUUUUUAUCCAAUGAUCAUGAAGAUUUGAGGAAGCACAUUCUUUCACUGCAUAGUGAUUCAUUAAAUGAUAUAGAAGCCAGUGUGUUAGCAAUGGAGAAUGAUGCCAGUAACAAUAAAGGGGAAGCUAUGCAAGAUAAAAAAGCUGUUUUAAGGGAUGCCUUAACAGCAGUGAAGCAAUUGUACAGUUUGAGGAUGAACUUGGCACCAUCAGAACUGGACAAACCAGGGCCAUCAAUCACAGGGACACUGCAGUGUAUGGUGUGUAACAGGUUCUUCAAGGGCAGCAACUAUCUGAGACAGCACAUGCGUAUACAUACAGGUGACCGCCCACACCAGUGUCACUACUGUGAUCGUAGUUUCACAUCCCGCGACGUCUUGAAGAAACACAUGUAUGUGCACACAGAAAACAGAAACUUCAAGUGUGGAGAGUGCGGCAAGAUGUUUAAAAGAAUUAUACACGUCCAGCAGCACCUGAGGAUCCACUCGUUGGAUCGGUCAUUUCGUUGCAACAUUUGUGAAAAAACAUUUAAAACACAGUAUUCACUAAAAGUCCACCUGAGAACCCACUCUGGAAUCAAUCCUUACAAGUGCCAAGUUUGUAGUCGCCAGUUCCGUGAGAGAGGAGCCAUGCAGAGGCACAUGAGGAAACAUACAGGAGAAAAACCAUUUAAGUGCCAUCUUUGUCACAGAGCAUUUGCUGAGCAAGGGACAUUAUCCAGGCAUCUCAAAGCUAAAAUUCCAUGUUCCGCAACUCGUGAUGCUGACAACAUGGACACAAGUCAUGACAACAAUGGCACCAUGUUGGCCCAGUUUUCCUCCAUGGUCGCAGACACCCAGCACUACAUCCUGCCUGAGGUGGACUCAUGCAACCAGUAUGUCCUGUCUACUGACCAGGAGCUUACAGAAAAUUAUGUGAUUUUACAAACAAAUGAAGAACAGACAGGGGAAGUGGUGGAAAACUAUCAAAUAGUUACUGAAGAAAACAUGACAACUACAGAGGAAACCAUAACAAAUGAGAACCAAGAGACAGAGACAUUAGAAAUUUAUGACUCCAGUACUGGAGAGUCUGUCAUCAUUGUGGCAGACAAGUCUAUUGUGGACCUAGUGCGGGACCACCAACCUUCUCUCAUGUCUGAUGAAGGGGGUACCAGUUUACAAAAAAUUAAAGACAUUUUGUGGGCUGCAGGCAAAGGUGACAUCACCACUUCUUUUACAGAAGGGGAAAUUACUCAUAAUGUUGUUCAAGAAGAGACAACUGAAGUCAAACAAGAGGAGGUAAUUACCAUCAACUCUGAAGCUGAUCACAGAGAAGAAGAAACUGUUAUUAAUAUACAAGAAACUAGUUCACAAUAA
Molecule: messenger RNA, 3246 nt
Organism: Physella acuta
Lineage: Eukaryota; Metazoa; Mollusca; Gastropoda; Physidae
Product: transcription factor E4F1
Biological process (GO): regulation of transcription by RNA polymerase II
Cellular component (GO): nucleus
Molecular function (GO): DNA-binding transcription factor activity, RNA polymerase II-specific; RNA polymerase II cis-regulatory region sequence-specific DNA binding
Source: RefSeq, a predicted model, not a curated record